GGUCAACCAAUUUUUUGUUCAUUCAUCAUCCUCCACACCCAUUUUUAUAAUCUCUCCAACAAUCCACUUUUCUUGCAUUUAAAAAAAAAAAAAAAUGGAUUCAAACCCACCCCCUCAAGUGAGGUUCACUCUAGGAAGACAAUCAUCAAUGGCACCAGACCGUGUGUCGGGUUCCGGGUCGGAUUCAGAUUCGGAAGAGAUAGAUGGGUUGGAUCGGAUUGACCCAAGAGUCAGAUUAAUGUUUUUUUCAAGCGAAGGAAAUAUACAAGGAAUAAAAGAAUUGAUUGAAUUAAAAACAGAUGUUAACUUUAAAGAUAUUGAUAACAGAACUGCGUUACAUGUUGCCGCUUGUCAAGGCUUUUGUGACGUGGCUCUUUUGUUGUUGCAAGCUGGUGCUCAUGUUGAUUCUAAAGAUCGUUGGGGCAGCACUCCACUUGCAGAUGCAAUCCAUUACAAAAAUCAUGACAUGAGUAAACUUUUGGAGAAACACGGUGCCAAACCUCUGAUGGCUCCUAUGCAUGUCAAAGAUGCCCGUGAAGUUCCAGAAUAUGAAAUCACUGCUACAGAACUUGAUUUCACAGACAGUGUAGACAUUACUAAGGGUACCUUCACCAUUGCAUCAUGGCGUGGAACUCAAGUUGCAGUUAAGAAGCUUAAAGAUGAGCUUUUUACUGACAAGGAUAAAGUGAGAGCUUUUAGAGACGAACUUGAAUUACUUCAGAAGAUUCGCCAUCCAAAUGUGGUUCAGUUUUUGGGUGCUGUAACUCAAAGUAAUCCGAUGAUGAUCGUCACAGAAUAUUUACCAAAGGGUGAUCUUCGUCUCUUUCUCAAGAGGAAAGGAGCACUUAAGCCAAUUACAGCCUUGAAAUUUGCCAUGGACAUAGCAAGGGGGAUGAACUAUUUGCACGAGAAUAAACCGGAACCAAUUAUUCAUAGGGAUCUAGAGCCUUCGAAUGUAUUGCGGGCGGAUUCUGGACAUCUAAAAGUUGCUGACUUUGGAAUCAGCGAGUUGCUGAAAGUGACUAAUGAAGUCAAACAAGAAAAACUCAUGUCGUAUCAUGAGACAACCUGGAGAUAUGUUGCUCCAGAGGUGUACAGAAAUGAAGACUGUGAUACCAAAGUGGACGUUUUCUCAUUUGCCUUGAUUUUACAAGAGAUGAUUGAAGGCUGCCAACCGUUUGCCACGAAGAAUGAAGAGGAUGUUCCUAAAGCGUAUGUUGCAAAAGAACGCCCUCCUUUUAAUGCUCCACCAAAGAGUUAUGCCCAUGGCCUCAAAGAGUUGAUUGAAGAGUGUUGGCAUGAGAAUCCAGAGAGGAGACCAACAUUUAGGAAUAUAAUCAUCCGGUUGGAAUCAAUUCACAAUUCUAUUAACCGUAGGAGGCGGUGGAAGGUUCGACCAUUGAAAUGGUUUCAGAAAAUGGAGACGAUAUGGAAGAAAGACGAUUCAGUAAGAAGUAGCCGUGAUCGUUCAUCUCACAUCUAAGAUAGUUGAUGGUUUAAAUGAAUAGUUACGUAAACAGUAUUCUUUACUCAUUCUCAUUUACAGACUUAUUUUUUGUUGUUCAUAUUGUCAUCUUACACAUCCAAUUUUUUGUUGUAAAAGUUGAGACCCCUAUAUUUCUCAAGAAGUCACCGACUUUUGAUUCAAGAUGCUAACCAUUGGAGGUCGGAUAAAUAUAUGGCUUUAGACA
Messenger RNA from Erigeron canadensis, 1691 nucleotides. RefSeq names its product integrin-linked protein kinase 1-like. Gene Ontology annotation, molecular function: ATP binding; protein binding; protein kinase activity. The transcript has 12 exons. Gene Ontology annotation, biological process: protein phosphorylation. The record is from RefSeq and is a predicted model, not a curated record. The coding region runs from base 95 to 1483 and encodes 462 amino acids. NCBI's taxonomy places the organism in Eukaryota, Viridiplantae, Streptophyta, Magnoliopsida, Asterales, Asteraceae.